AGACUAGCUAGAAUUCAUACGAGGAGAAAUAUUGAUAUUAUGGCCAAUUUGAAGUUUUGGGUAUGCCUUGUUUUGCUGUUUCUUACAUUAGCAAUGUCAGAAACUAGACAUCUUGAUCAGCCUUACCUCGGGAGGAAGAACCUAGCAAGGAUUUUGCAAGAACUGCAAGAGAAAUCGAAACAAGUCGAUGUGAGAUUCAUAGAUGAUGGAGAUGUGGCUCGAAGCCCUUACGAAUCCAAACGACUCAGCCCAGGAGGGCCAGACCCCAAACAUCACUAAAAUCUCACUAUAGGACUUCCAUGCAUGUUCAUUCAAGUUCCGGCAGAGUAAGUCACCAACUGCAAAACCAAAGUGAGACUAGUACUUUUCAUAAGGUUCAGUUUGUGACUGUGAAUGCUAUUAUAUAAUGAAAAAUGUAAUGGAAUGUAUAAGAGAAAUUCUGGCUUUUGGCAUCGGACUCAAUUGUUCAUGAACUGAAUUAUCAUGAACAAAGAUCAAUAUAUUUGCACUAAAUUCCAUCUUGUUUUUCUUUAGCUUUACUUUCUUCUACUAACUUGGGCAAACCAAGACCAUGUCUCCCUCUUGGAUCAAUAUGUUUCUAGUCAUUUCUUUUUUGGAUAAGAUUUCAUACACUGAAA
Molecule: messenger RNA, 638 nt
Organism: Populus trichocarpa (black cottonwood)
Lineage: Eukaryota; Viridiplantae; Streptophyta; Magnoliopsida; Malpighiales; Salicaceae
Product: CLAVATA3/ESR (CLE)-related protein 4
Exons: 1
Coding region: 40-279 (79 amino acids)
Biological process (GO): cell-cell signaling involved in cell fate commitment
Molecular function (GO): receptor serine/threonine kinase binding
Source: RefSeq, a predicted model, not a curated record